Messenger RNA from Bufo gargarizans (Asiatic toad), 2785 nucleotides. It is a transcript of the gene FAF1, whose product is annotated as Fas associated factor 1. The transcript is spliced from 19 exons. The record is from RefSeq and is a predicted model, not a curated record. The coding region runs from base 237 to 2225 and encodes 662 amino acids. Gene Ontology annotation, cellular component: endoplasmic reticulum; nucleus. Lineage: Eukaryota; Metazoa; Chordata; Amphibia; Anura; Bufonidae. Gene Ontology annotation, molecular function: NF-kappaB binding; ubiquitin binding.
UAGUGACGAGCAAAAUGUGCGACAGCGCCGUGCGGCGGCGGAGAGAGAGGAGACAGCGGCUGGCAGCAGAGACACAGAGCAGCAGCAGGCCUCGGGACCAGGAGAAGUGAACGGAACCCGGACUGUCCCCGUCACUGAAGCCUGGUACAGGCCCCGAGGGGCCCCAACUAGAGUUCAUGAUCUGCUAACCGGGCUCCCUUCACUGACACCCACAAAGCGGCUUCUCCGGGGGUGACAUGGCUUCCAACACUGACAGAGAGAUGAUCCUGGCGGACUUCCAGGCAUGCACCGGCAUCGAGAAUAUCGAUGAGGCGAUCACCCUGCUCGAGCAGAACAACUGGGACUUAUUAGCAGCAAUAAACGGCGUGAUACCACAAGAAAAUGGCAUUUUACAGAGUGAAUACAGCUCAGAAAGUGUACAGAAUCCUGUGUUUGGUCCGACCGCCUUGCCCACCACCUCCGCCUCCAUUGCUUCCUCCUCUUCAGCCUUUCGCCCAGUAGUUCCAAGCCGACCGGUUGUGGAGCAUCCGAGCCGCAUGUUGGACUUUAAAGUGGAAUAUAGAGAUAAAACAGCGGAUGUGGUUCUUGAAGACAGCUGCACUGUUGGGGAUAUAAAACAAAUCCUAGAAAACGAUCUUCAGGUCCCUGCAUCCAAAAUGCUGUUAAAGGGCUGGAAAUCCGGAGAUGUGGAGGACAGUACCGUCUUGAGGACUCUGCACUUGCCAAAACACAAUAACCUUUAUGUCCUGACGCCAGACUUACCGCUUCCAUCUAUGUCCGGCCAGUCCAGCUCUCAACAGGAGUCAUUAAACCAGAACUAUAUGCUGAUCAUCACUCACCGCGAAGUCAAGAGGGAAUACAACCUGCAAUUCUCCGGGAACUGCACUAUCCAGGAGGUUAAAAGAAAUGUCUACGAUCUCACCAGCAUCCCCGUUCGCCAUCAGGUGUGGGAAGGAUGGCCGCCUUCUGCUCAAAGCGACAGCAUGACACUGGCGUCUUCAGGACUUACCUUUCCAUGCCAUCGACUCACAGUGGGUAGAAGGACUUCCCCCGUGCAAACCAGAGAACAGUCGGACGAGGUAAUGGCUUUACCAGCUCCUACAGGUCUACAACCAUCAAGCACAGAUAUUCACAUGAUCAGUGACAGUGAUGGAGAUGACUUCGAAGAUGCUACAGAAUUUGGAGUGGAUGACGGAGAGAUAUUUGGCACGAACAGUGCACUUAGAAAGUCUCCCAUGAUGCCUGAAAAUGCAGAAAAUGAGUCCGACGCUUUGCUGCAGUUUACGGCGGAAUUCUCCUCCAGGUACGGCGAGUGCCAUCCCGUGUUCUUCAUUGGUUCGCUGGAGGCUUCCUUCCAGGAGGCGUUUUACGGGAAAGCCAGAGAUAGAAAACUUCUUGCUAUCUACCUCCACCACGACGAGAGUGUCCUCGCCAAUGUUUUCUGCUCCCAGAUGCUUUGUGCAGAAACCAUAGUUUCUUACUUGAGUCAGAACUUCAUCACAUGGGCUUGGGAUAUGACGAGUGAGGCCAACCGAGCGAGGUUCCUUACCAUGUGUACUCGGCAUUUUGGCAGCGUGGUAGCACAGACCAUCCGAACACAGAAGACUGAUCAGUUUCCACUUUUUCUAAUUAUAAUGGGGAAAAGAUCAUCUAAUGAAGUGCUUAAUGUUAUCCAAGGUAACACCUCAGUAGACGAGCUCAUGAUGAGGCUCAUUUCAGCAAUGGAAAUAUUUUCAGCCCAGCAGCAGGAGGAUAUCAAGGAUGAAGAUGAGCGAGAAGCUAGAGAAAAUGUGAAACGAGAGCAAGAUGAAGCUUAUCGUCUGUCCCUCGAAGCUGACCGAGCCAAGAGGGAAGCUCAGGAGAGAGAAAUGGCUGAACAGUCCCGGCUGGAGCAGAUCCGGAAAGAACAGGAGCAGGAAAGAGAGGCUAUCAGGCUUUCCUUGGAACAGUCCCUUCCACCGGAGCCACCAGAGGAGCAAAGUGAACCACAGAGCAAACUGCGGAUCAGGACACCGAGAGGGGAGUUCAUUGAAAGGCGUUUCCUGAGCUCCAACCCAUUACAGGUGGUCUUCAACUUUGUAGCAUCCAAAGGAUUCCCUGGUCACGAGUACAAACUGCUCAGCACCUUUCCACGUAGAGAUAUCACCCAGUUGGAUCCCAGCAGGACUCUCAUGGAACUUAAGCUGUACCCUCAGGAAACACUUUUCCUGGAAGCCAAGGAAUAAGUUUCCCUCAGAUUGGACUGUGAAAGCAGGGGAAGAGGUUCUGCCGUAUUGGAUAAAUUCAUUCACUGUCACCUCCCCACACCCAGAAUCCAGAAUGCACACAUGCUUCAUAGGAGCGAGAGCCUGUAACUCGCCAUGCUACAGGCUGCCUGCCCGGGCAGGAGAUCGUCACCCAUAUGUCCGAUAUUACAGUUACCAUCCAGCUUCUGAUCCAAUAAAUGGAUUCACACCAGACACAUCACUUUAAGUAUCGUAAAGAGGAAAUAUACUCAAAAUAAUCUCGUACAUCAUAGAUACAUGUGAGAAGAUUGUAGUGAUGAAGUCUCUGGAGCGCCACUGGUUUCCAGAAUGAUGGGGCUCUAGACAGCAUUCAGUCCCCUUUGACACUGCUCAGAGACUUCUGUUACUGAAAAUCUGAUAUUGCUACCAUUUAGAUCAGUGGCAGGUAUACUAGAAUGUGUCAUCAGACCUGAGGGUCCAUUCACACGUCCGCAAAAUGGGUCAGCAUCCGUUCCGCAAUUUUUUGCGGAACAGGUGCUGACCCAUUCAUUUUCAAUGGG